Aspergillus costaricaensis CBS 115574 is the source of this 1111-nucleotide messenger RNA. RefSeq lists its product as uncharacterized. The record is from RefSeq and is a predicted model, not a curated record. The transcript is spliced from 5 exons. The coding region runs from base 1 to 771 and encodes 256 amino acids. Lineage: Eukaryota; Fungi; Ascomycota; Eurotiomycetes; Eurotiales; Aspergillaceae.
AUGGAGAGUGAAAGAUUGAUCCUUACGGAGUCCGGAGUCCGGAGUAUAUAUAUGUUUAAAAACCGAAAUAGACCGUCUGAGCAACACCGAGACCACGGUUCUCCGUAUUACGGGGGCAAGGGCAUUCUGAUUGAUACUGCGUACACAUCGAACCGGGAGGUGGUUCUGGUGGUCUGGUUGGGGCUAAAGCGGGUGGAUCCUACAUCCGUCUGCUGGAUCAGCAAACUGGAGGUCCCAAUUGCGGCCAGGGACUGGGCCGAUGCGUAUGCACGAGGCCCCGUAAAUUCAAAGGAGGUUUUUCUUUCCAUUUCGCUGGCCGCUCACCGAAAGAUCAAACGGCGCAAGCAGGGGUACCUGAACCCAGAACUAUCCAGAACAAAUUACUAUAAAGUAAAGUAUGGGGAAAUGGCAGAUACUGCGAGUCAAAUACUCACGAGAAUGGCUUCCGAGGAUCCCCAACGCCGCCAAUCCCGGCUGACAGGAUGGGUCUUGGGCCGACCCGCUUUUUCUUACGGCGGCUCCACCGAAUCUCAACAAAGUCCGCUGGCUGCAGCAUCGCAACCCGCUAAGCCCCUUGUAUUGCCCGAGCUCGGCCCUGAUCGUACUCUGUAUCAUCUGUAUCAAGGCGGUUUUGGGUGGUUUUUGGUUUUUACUGUGGCUUCAGUUGAUCAUUCCAUCCCAAUCCUCACUCCAUCUUCGGACCCCAAAAAAUUUGCUUCGUCGAAACUUCUCCUCCCCUCCCCCCUCCCCCCCUCCCUCUUUCCUUCCUAGUACCCUCCUUUCGCCGGCCGUCACUUAUCAUCACCGACUAAUCGGCGCGCUUCUCUUGCAAUACUCCGUUUAGGUUCUUUUUUUUCCUUCCCGCUUUGUUUCUUCUUUUCCUCCUCGUCCUCCCCUCCUCCCAUUCUCCCCCUCUUACUCUUUACUUCCACUCCAUUUUAUUCUUGCUCCCUCCUUUUGGUUGGUGAUUUCUUCCAGACCUUCCAAAAAUUCAAACACUCCAAUCCCUUUCUCCUUCUCCCUCUUUCUCUCUAUCUCCCUCUACAUACAUCUUCCUCUAGGUAUACCUCUCAUUCAUACCGGGAUUCACCUUCCCACCUCCACAAACCAU